This is a messenger RNA of Wasmannia auropunctata (little fire ant), 1359 nucleotides long. It is a transcript of the gene RfC3, whose product is annotated as replication factor C subunit 5. Lineage: Eukaryota; Metazoa; Arthropoda; Insecta; Hymenoptera; Formicidae. The transcript has 8 exons. Gene Ontology annotation, molecular function: DNA clamp loader activity; DNA binding; ATP binding. Gene Ontology annotation, biological process: DNA-templated DNA replication; DNA repair. Gene Ontology annotation, cellular component: DNA replication factor C complex; nucleus. Bases 54 to 1040 code for a protein of 328 amino acids. The record is from RefSeq and is a predicted model, not a curated record.
AAAUCGCUCCAAACGGUUCGAGAUACACUGGGAGCCGGUGAUUUUACGGCACGAUGACGUCCGAACGCAACGAACAACUGAAUUUACCAUGGGUCGAAAAGUACCGUCCGAAGAGCCUGGACGAGCUUAUUUCCCACGAGACGAUAAUAAGGACGAUAAACAAGUAUAUUGACGAGAAUCAACUGCCGCAUCUCCUCCUCUAUGGGCCACCCGGGACGGGGAAGACCAGCACCAUCCUGGCGUGCGCCCGUAAACUCUAUACACCGGCACAGUUCAAUUCAAUGGUGCUGGAAUUAAAUGCUUCCGACGACAGAGGCAUAGGUAUCGUGCGAGGUCAAAUCCUGAGCUUCGCCAGUACGGGCACUAUGUACAGGUCGGCGUUCAAAUUGAUUAUCCUGGACGAGGCGGACGCUAUGACGAUCGACGCUCAGAACGCGCUCAGAAGAAUUAUCGAGAAGUACACGGACAACGUGCGUUUCUGCAUUAUAUGCAACUACCUCAGCAAGAUCAUCCCGGCGUUGCAGUCCCGUUGCACCAGAUUCAGAUUCCUGCCUCUCGCGGCGGAACAAAUAAUACCAAGACUGAAUCACGUAAUCGAAGCGGAGAACUUAAAAGUCACGGAGGACGGCAAGCAGGCAUUGAUGACGUUAAGCGGCGGUGAUAUGAGGAAAGUAAUAAGCGUACUGCAAAGCACAUGGUUCGCUUACGGCGCGGUGAACGAGGAGAACGUGUAUAAUUGUGUCGGACAUCCGUUACCGAGGGACAUAAAUAAUAUUGUAAACUGGCUGCUGAACGAGUCUUACGAGACGUGCUACAAGAAGAUACAGGAGCUGAAGUUGAACAAAGGACUUGCGCUGCAAGAUAUACUGACGGAAAUUCACUCGUGUGUAGUCAAGAUUGAUUUUCCCGAUCCGCUAUUUAUUGAUUUGCUGUGCAAAAUGGCAGAGAUAGAGAAGAGAUUGGCUUCUGGAUGUCGCGACGCUAUUCAAGUAAAUUCUCUUAUAUCUGCAUUCUAUAAAGUUCGCGAUAUCGAAACGUGAUAUUUUCUUCCGUCGCGCGGAAAAAUUGAAAGAUACUCCAUUUGAAAGAUACUCCAUUUUGUAGAUCUAAAAAUAUCGAAUGUGUUCUUUCUCAAGAUAAAAGCUAUUGUUUUGUCACGUAUUCAUACACAUAUUACAUCAGCAGCACACAGAUGUGCGAAUAAUAGAUAGUUUUGUUACUUUUUUAGAAAAAGAAAAAAAUAAAUGAAUUUUUAAAGCUCUCCCGUGAACGAAUAACAAUUCUUAUUUUUCCAGAAAUAUUUGAUCAGAGUAUCACGUAUGUAUCGUAAAAACGUAAUAAAAUUGUCAAUACAAUGGA